Dendrobium catenatum is the source of this 1809-nucleotide messenger RNA. Its product is annotated as protein FAF-like, chloroplastic. The transcript is spliced from 2 exons. The record is from RefSeq and is a predicted model, not a curated record. Bases 398 to 1609 code for a protein of 403 amino acids. NCBI's taxonomy places the organism in Eukaryota, Viridiplantae, Streptophyta, Magnoliopsida, Asparagales, Orchidaceae.
GUUAGACAAGGAAUAAUAUGAUAAAACAAAGGGGCGGAAUAAGGGGGUAUAAAGCAGGAAAGCAAGACGAGGGAGAGACUGAGGGAAAGCAAGUAGGCCCGCCGCGGCAGAAAGUUUCACAGUCCUUCCCUUCCGCUCUCCCUCCUACAAAUAUCCCCCCUUACCCUUCUUCUUCUCCACACAGGCCGUUCACUUCACACCCAAGAAUCCACUCCCCUUCCCCCUCUCUCUGUGUCCUCUUCCUCUUCUUCCCCUUCGGCCUCUUUCUCUUCGAAGGAUAAAGGAAGAGACCUAGAAGAAGAAGAAGAAGAAUCAGUUUCUGUCAAUCUUCUUUGGUUUUAGAUUUUCCAAGUGAGAGAUCUACGGACUUAUAAGGCGGAUUUUUUUUAUCAAAAAGAUGUCGGUGGCAGUUUGCCGUGCAGCUCUUCUUGAGCCAGUUCUGCCUGUGGCAAACUCUUGGUUGUCAGAAAUGGUGAAACUGGCGCAGCCUCCGAAAUCGGAAAUUCAGACAAAAGAAAGGGAGGAGGAGAAGACGAGGUUCGAUAUCUGGAACUCAAUCCAGACUAACAGGGAGAACAUGAAUUUGGCGACGCCACCGACAUACAUCCAUCCACUCGUGCGUCGUUAUUCAAUUCUAAUGAGCCAAAAGAGCCUGGAGACCUGCACUGAGAACCUCGGCUCCGAAACUGGCUCUGAUGAAUUCUCUUCCGGCGAUGAAUUAGACUCCUUCUCCUGCGAAACAGAGAAUGAGGAGGAAGAAGUAGAGGAGGAAGGGGAGUUCGAUUGUAGGGAGACUGAAAACAGAGACGUUUUUAAUGUGAACUAUCACUGUUCCAUUGGGCGCCGAUCGCCUCUGCGAUCAUUCCCUCCCCCCCUCCCCUCAAUCUCCCGUCGCGAUGGCCCCUGCUUGAAGAUGCAGCCUCACCGCCGGGACGGCCGACUCAUCGUCCAAGCCGUCCCCGUCCCAUCUGUUAACUACCUCCACGCCGAGCGCCGUGGUGGUCGCCUUCUCCUCUCUUUUGUAGACACCUCCCCAAGCACAAACUCUCCUGUUUUUACCUCCAUUGAAAACACCCAACAGAACAAGGAGGAAGAUGAAGAAACAAUGAAGGAAACAGAAGAAGAGGAAGAAGAAACAAUGGAUGAAGAGGAGGAGGAAGUGGAAGUUGUAGACAGGGGAACUACAGUUGAAGUCAAAGUCAGCACGCAGACCGCCGUCAAAGUUCACCGGUCAUCUCUCGUCAUCAACAAGUUCGUAGUUGGCUCGCGAGAAGCCGAGUACAGUUCUCCGGCACCGGAGAAAGCGGAAUUCUCCGGCAAGAAAACGUGCUUCGCGGCCACAACGGCGGCGGCAGCGGCUGUUGCGGCGUCCUCAAUGAGCACUUUGACUUCCACCACAGAGGGGUUCCAAUUCAACUACUUACAUGACCGCCACAUCAGCAGGUGGGGCCUGCAGUCGCCGGCGACGUCCGCAACGACGGAAACCAAGCUGCUAUUUACUUCGAAGAGGAGGAGCAGGGAAGAAUUGCUCCAUGACAUGCGGCGGUGUAGCGAGCUCCGUCGUCCGCUGUUCAUAUUCGAGCAGCCUUACUGCAUUGCGACGUCAUGAGUUUUAUGCUUCUAUUUCUCUCUGUUAUGUUUGUUUCUGUGUGACUCCCAUCCAACCGUUCAUCCUAGCUAUCCAUUUAGCAGAUGGGCCCCACCAAUGUUAAUGAUUGUGUUAUCAUAUUCUGUUUUUUCAGUACCUGAAAUCAAUGUGUGGUGUUAGCCUGUGUUAAUUUAUGAGUAAUAUAUUUAUUUUUGUUGGGA